Peromyscus eremicus (cactus mouse) is the source of this 2712-nucleotide messenger RNA. RefSeq names its product sorting nexin 8 (gene Snx8). The record is from RefSeq and is a predicted model, not a curated record. Lineage: Eukaryota; Metazoa; Chordata; Mammalia; Rodentia; Cricetidae. Gene Ontology annotation, biological process: retrograde transport, endosome to Golgi. Gene Ontology annotation, molecular function: phosphatidylinositol binding.
UGCGCGGGCUCACAUGACUGGCCGCGCGAUGGACCCGCUGCCCUCGCCGGCAGUCGCUGCGGCAGCUGAGGCGGAGGCUGACGAGGAGGCGGAUCCUCCGGCGACAGGCCCACGAACGUCCCAGGUCACUGAGCAGCGGGACCUGGACCCCGGGCGAAUGCAGAUGCCGCAGGGGAAUCCGUUGCUGCUGUCCUACACCCUGCAGGAGCUGCUGGCCAGGGACACGGUGCAGGUGGAACUCAUCCCUGAGAAGAAGGGCCUGUUCCUCAAGCAUGUGGAAUACGAGGUCUCCAGCCAGCGCUUCAAGUCCUCUGUAUACAGACGCUACAAUGACUUUGUGGUCUUCCAUGAAGUGCUGCUUCACAAGUUCCCGUACCGCAUGGUGCCAGCCCUUCCACCCAAGAGAGUGCUGGGAGCUGACAGGGAGUUCAUCGAGGGCCGCCGGAGGGCCUUGAAGCGCUUCAUCAACCUGGUGGCCCGGCACCCGCCCUUCUCAGAGGAUGUGCUUCUCAAACUCUUCCUCUCUUUCAGUGGCUCAGAUGUUCAGCACAAGCUCAAGGAGGCGGCCCAGUGCGUGGGAGAUGAAUUCACGAACUGUAAGCUGGCUGCUAGGGCCAAGGACUUCCUCCCAGCUGACAUCCAGACCCAGUUUGCCAUGAGUCGGGAGCUGAUUCGAAAUGUCUACAACAGCUUCUAUAAGCUUCGAGACAGAGCCGAGCGGAUCGCAUCCCGGGCCAUCGACAACGCUGCUGAUCUUCUCAUAUUCGGGAAGGAGCUCAGUGCUUUAGGCUCAGACACAACCCCUCUGCCCUCCUGGGCUGCUCUGCACCUCAGCACGUGGGGCUCCCUGAAGCAAGCGCUCAAAGGCCUGUCGGUGGAGUUCGCACUGCUUGCAGACAAGGCUGCUCAGCAGGGUAAAAAGGAAGAGAAUGAUGUGGUGGAGAAGCUGAACCUCUUCUUGGAUUUGCUGCAGUCCUACAAAGACCUGUGUGAGCGGCAUGAGAAGGGCGUGCUUCACAAGCAUCAGCGGGCACUGCACAAGUACGGCCUGAUGAAGAGGCAGAUGAUGAGCGCCGCGCAUGGCCGAGAGCCCGAGUCCGUGGAGCAGCUGGAGUCACGCAUCGUGGAGCAGGAGAACGUGAUUCAGACCAUGGAGCUCCGAAACUACUUCUCCCUGUACUGCCUGCACCAGGAGACGCAGCUCGUCCACGUCUACCUGCCUCUCACCUCACACAUCCUGGGGGCCUUCGUGAACUCCCAGAUCCAAGGGCACAAGGAGAUGAGCAAGGUAUGGAAUGACCUGAAGCCGAAGCUGAACUGCCUCUUCGCUGGACCUCACAGCGUGUUGACGCCACCGCGCUCCCCGCAGGAGGACGGCGUGUGUCCUCACUAGUGGCAAGGCCCACAACACGGCUCCCUGUGGCCUCACUAAAACCUCUUUGCAAACAGUGUGUCCCUGGCUGAUUCCCUCCAGGCAGCAGCCACUGCUCUGAGGUGCCUGUGGGCUGUGCAGGUGGUCUUCGUGUCUCCCUGCUCCUGGGCAGGAGGUCUAUGUGCCCCCAGCCUGCCCCAUGGCCUGUUGAUGGGGUCGGUGAUGGGAAGUUAGGGUGCUUCAGAAUGCAUUGCGCCCAAUGCCCACAGUGCUGAGGGCCUUUUGUAGCCAGCAAGUGGUGUCUAGGGGGGUGUAGAAGGGUCACUGAGUGCUGGGAGAGCCUAGGGGUUAGCCUAGCAGCAAAGAAGUGGGAGGGCUGGCCUGCCCUGUGGCCUGGCAGUACUGCCUGGCAAGGAGCUGCAUGGUCUCUGAGGGUGGGACCUUGUCUGCAGACUAGGGCCUGUAGACAUUCUGGGAGGUGUAUUAGAGGCCAGGCGGGAAGUAUGAGUGCGAAGUGGUUUGUUUGGUGCUUUGGAGCACAUGUUUCACUCCAGUACUGUCUAUGGAUCCCUGGUCCAAGGCUUCUCGAGGUCCACAGUGGAUGAGGGCUCUGGGUCCUUUCUUGUGUUGGGUUUUGGAGGGUGAGAGUGAGGAGGGGUUGUGGAGGAGCACUGGAGAUGGGCAUCCCUGUUGGGUGCCCAGGCCUCAGGGUCAAGAGUGUGGACCACUUCCCACCAGCUGUCAAGCAGCAGGUUCCACCUGGAUGUGAACUGCUUCCCUACCGGCCCACUCUCCCGCCCUGGUCCACUCUCCCGCCCCCAUGCUUUUAGUGUUCUAGGGCCCCGAGCCUGGCAGUAGAGCCUGCCCAUUCUCACAUAGUCACUCCCUGACUGGGCUGUGGGUGCCUGACCCCAAACUUGAGGUUCCAUCCCCAGGGUGCAAGGGAACCAAGAGUCCCUCUGGCAUCCUGCUGCCCGAGCCUGUAUGCCACACCACAGCCAUGCUUUGGGCUGCCAGAAAGAUGGGAAGCACAACUAUCAACAGAUCUCCCGCCUGCUCGUCCCUUCUCCUGGGCCGAGCGGGAACCAGCCUCAGCUUUAACUGGACAGUCCAGGGCCAGCACAACAGGAGUGAAGGGAACAGCCUCUUUGGGUGCUUCCUACUCAGUGUUAGCCUGAAGAGGGUAGGCAGGGGCAGCAGGGCUAUGGGGAUCUGCUGUGGGGACUCUGGGCUGAGGGAGUCAGGAGGCUGGUGCUGUGGGAUUCAGCGGGAUCGAUGAAGCACUUUAUGGACUGGGGGAAUCAGUUACUGCCACACCCAAUAAACUGGAAGUGUUUACA